AGUAAAAAAAAAAAAAUAAGAGAAGGUAUACCGACAGAUCCGAUCGACAUUCGUAGUUCGCGAAGUACGACGAAAGCGACGAGUGUGACGUAAAGAUUGUGCGUUCUUAUUAUUCGUCAGUAUUCACGUUCGUUCUCUAGAAAAGAAAAUGGCUGGUGCAGGAAAUGCUAGUGCCGGUUCUGUUUUCCAAAAACUCGGUUUGAGACCAGUUACGAAAUGUAGUCUUGUUAAAUACUACAUGCCGGCUUUCGGUGUUGCUUCAUAUACAGCUUUAUCCGUCAACGUGAUGAAUCCAAGUCUUGUCAUCAGAAUAUUUCCAAAGAAAGAUAUCACGAACUACUUACUCUUUAGUGCGCUGGCAGGAACUGGCUCGUAUUUUUAUACCAGGGAGCACAUGGAAAAAGCUCAAAUCAGUACGAGAUUGUUAUAUAGUGGUACUGGAGCAUUGUUGCUGAGUUUUGGUUCAGUUUUGAUGUGGGCUGUUCUACGAUCCAUUGUACCACCAAAUCCAACUCUGUGCACUUUAGUCGGUAUUGGUUCAGGAUUGCUAAUUAUCAAAGUUGGUUCUAGCUAUAUGGACUAUAUUGAUAAUCAGAUAGCUAAAAAGUAGAUGGCUAUUAUUGUUUUAUUUAAUUUCAUUUAUUUCGCACUAAAUUUAUUAUUAAAGAAAAGAAUGAUAUAAUCCAUAUACCAUUGGGUAACUAGAUAUCAUCAAGCUGAAUAAUAUUUGUGGUUUUCUAAAUUUUAUAUGGUUGUCUCUAUUUGUAGUAAAAUGGAUAUAUUAUUGAAAACUAUGUUGAGUAUUGUUAGACUUUGUGCCUAACAACUAUUUAUUUACUAUAUUUUUUUUUUAUUAAAAUAAUUAUCAAUAUAGUAUUCAUUGAAACGUAUAUCUUAUAUCCAACUACAGGAGAUUGCUGAAAUAUACUGAACUAGGUGAGAAGUAAUUGUAGAAUAGAAAAGAAUAAUGAUUAAUUUUUUGAACAGAUAUUUCAGUAUUUAACAGUUGUUUUGUAAAUUGUACUGAUUUUUUGUUUGCAUAAGAUAUACAAUGCAAAUGAGAUAUUCAUUAAUUGUUUUUAGAGAUUAUUUCUCACUGAAAUUAUAUAUAUAAAAAAUUGAAAAAAUAUACAAGCAAAUGAUAUUAUUUGAAUAUAACUUCAUUUUCAUGAAUGUUUUUGCAUUUUACUAAAUGGAUUGCACAGAUAGUGUUAAAAAAUGUGUAUAAGCAUUCUGAUAGCUGCAAUUUUUUCAAUACAAAUGCAGUUAUUGUUUUUUUUUAUGGCAUUUUCUAAUGCAAUCAAUUAAAAUAUAUAUAAAAUUAUUCACAUCACUUACCAAAUAAUUCAUGUUAUCAAUAGCAAUCUGUAAUAAAUAUUUCAUUAACUUAACAAUAAGAAAUUUGUAAUUACUUAAAUUAAGUUAAAGGAAUUCCAUAUAAAUGCUUGUAUUUAGAAUUUGUGAUACCAAAGAUUGUAUUUCAUGUAUUGAUUCAUAUUCGUUGUACAGUUCUGGUAUUGAUGCUAAAGAGCUGUAUAUCGUUCACCAAUACUCAUUACUAAUUUGUGUCCUCCUGUCAAAAAUUUGUACAUAUAAGUUGAGAAAAAAAUGAAUGCAAAUAUUACACGAACAAA
Vespula vulgaris is the source of this 1634-nucleotide messenger RNA. RefSeq lists its product as uncharacterized. The transcript has 4 exons. NCBI's taxonomy places the organism in Eukaryota, Metazoa, Arthropoda, Insecta, Hymenoptera, Vespidae. The record is from RefSeq and is a predicted model, not a curated record. The coding region runs from base 149 to 610 and encodes 153 amino acids.